This is a messenger RNA of Drosophila grimshawi, 7832 nucleotides long. RefSeq names its product dnaJ homolog subfamily C member 13 (gene Rme-8). Gene Ontology annotation, biological process: endosome organization; receptor-mediated endocytosis; regulation of early endosome to late endosome transport. Gene Ontology annotation, cellular component: endosome membrane. The transcript is spliced from 20 exons. The record is from RefSeq and is a predicted model, not a curated record. Bases 140 to 7390 code for a protein of 2416 amino acids. NCBI's taxonomy places the organism in Eukaryota, Metazoa, Arthropoda, Insecta, Diptera, Drosophilidae.
UGUAAUAUAGUAAUUAUCAACCGAUAAUUGUAAAAAUCAAGUGCAAGCAGUUGACAUGUUUUAAAUGUUUAAGUUUUGUUAUUUAGUGGCGUAAAACUAGUGCACAUUAAUUGGAAACAGGUUGCAGUUUCGGCCGAAGAUGCUGCCGCCGAAGGAGAAUGUGGAUCUCGAGUGCUUCAUUGUGACGAAGCACUCGUGGAAGGGCAAAUAUAAGCGUAUUCUCUCCAUUGGCACCGCCGGCAUCUCCACCUACAAUCCGGACAGAUUUGAUCUGACAAAUCGCUGGUCCUACUCGGAUAUUGUAGCAGCCGCACCCACAAAGACCACAAAUAUACCCAAUGAGUUUGUGCUCACCAUUAAGAAAGACAAAAAAUUGGAUUCGAUUAAACUUUCGUCGGAGUAUCGCAACGAUAUACUCACCUCCAUAUUAAAGUACUACAGGGAAUUCGCAGACAAGCCUAAAAAUGCUCUCCGAUUUAAUGCAUAUAAAUACCAUUGGUCGGGCAUCAGCUUACCCACUGUUCUGGAAGUUACGCCCUGCUCCUUGGAUCAGUUGGAUCCAACCACAAACGAUGUGCUCACCAGCUAUAUGUACAAGGACAUCGAGGGAAUAAUAGCAGGCAUCUCGGACUAUGAUAAUGGCAUCGUGAUGGCCUACGGCGGCUUCAGUCGCCUGCACAUGUUCAAGGCGCUCAAUCACCACGAGAUCGUGCAGAACAUUGCGCAACGUUCCGCCCAGUUUCUCGGCAUUGAAACCAAAAUACUCAAGAGUCAAAUAACUCUCGAGCAAUUCGAGCGACAGCGUUUUGGCAAAUAUAGCGGUGAUCAGUUCCAGACCUCGAUGACAGAGUUCACAGUGCAGAAGAUAACGCCUCGGCAUCCGGAUCCAGUGAAACGCAUACUCUGCCUAACCGAGGUGACGCUGCUCGAGCGCGAUCCGCAAACGUACAGCGUCUGCACGCUGCGCCCGUUGGUCGAUGUGUUUGCACUGGUGCGCGAUAAGGACAAUCUUCAGCGUUUUUGCAUUGAGUAUAAGAACGGAAUUGUGCGCAGCUACAGCACCAACGAUCGCGACUCGCUGCUGGCCACUGUCUUGGAUGCGGUGCGCUCCAGUGGCAAUCAGGAUGUGCACAUACGCAUUGGCAAUACGCCGCGUGGCAAGCGCUAUGUCCCCCUCAACAGUUCCGUGGACGAGGAGACGGAAGCCAACCUGUUGCGCCUGGUUAUCAAUAAUUUCCAAAAUCCAAACCGCCGUUACGAGAUCCUCGAGCGUUUCAAUGCCAAUGUGCCGCACAGUGGACUCAACUACAGUGUCACCCAGGAUAGUCUGUUUGCGGAGAAUAAGGAGAAGCUCAUAUUGAGUGCCCUGCAGGCCUUGGCUCAGAAGGAACUCGAUAGUCCAACGGCGCAGCUGAAUAACACUGAGCUAGAGUCCAUAUUCCAUGCAUUGACGCGUCUGCUGGCUAGCAAAGUGGGCUACGCUGCCUUUACCAAUCUUCCGGGUUUUCGCGAAAUCAUUGGCACUAAGGUGGUGGCCUCGUUGCGACGCAAGGAUUUGGCAGUGACCUACUCGGCGAUUGAUAUGAUCAACUCAUUGAUGCACUCGGUGCACACCGAUCACGACCUCAAGCAGGAGCAGCUGAACAAAUCUUCCAUAUUAUCAUCCAAAUCAUUUUUGGAAACGCUGCUCAACAUGUGGACAACGCAUGUGAGCCACGGCAGCGGUGCACUGGUCUUGUCCGCCAUGCUCGACUUUCUGACGUUCGCGUUGUGUGUGCCUUACAGCGAGACCACGGAAGGCAAGCAGUUUGAUACACUGCUCGAGCUAGUUGCUGAGCGCGGUCGCUUUUUGUACAAGCUGUUCCAGCAUCCAUCGCUGGCGAUUGUCAAGGGCGCCGGUUUGGUGUUGCGCGCCAUCAUUGAGGAGGGUGAACUGCAUGUGGCCCAGCAAAUGCAGGCGUUAGCUUUGGACGAGGCGGCGCUGUGUCGUCAUUUGCUUGUGGCGCUCUACACACCAUCCAAUGACCCCACAUUGAUAACGCAUCGCCAGCUGUCGCGUCACCUGAUCGGUCUCUGGCUGACGGACAGCGAUGAGGCCAUGGAACUGUUUAAACGCAUUUUCCCCGCUGGCUUGCUGACCUUUCUGGAGAUAGAGGAAAGCGUGCCCGACACGGAUGUGGAGGAGGACAAACUGAACUUUCGCGAUAAUCUCAAAUUUGCAAUUCAACAUUCCAAGAAAACUCGCAAGAAUGUGAUAGAGAAGCAUUUGCAGGGCAUCAAGCACUGGGGCUUGAACCUGAUCGAGCAGCAGGACGGCGCCGCCCAGGCGCUCAAGAAUCGUCCAGUGGUGCUGCGCAAUCGACGCCAGAAGAAGAAAACCUCCGAAGCCAUUGUUAAUUUGCCCUACUUUUUCUACAACUUUGCCAAAGAUCACAGUUUGCCCAAUCUAAUUUGGAAUCACAAGACGCGAGAGGAGCUGCGCAUGUGUCUGGAGAACGAGUUGCGCCAAUUUCUGAGUGAUCGCGACCUGGCUGGUCAGAUGAUUGUGGCCUGGAACUAUCAGGAAUUCGAGGUGGGCUACCAGUGCCUGGCCGAGGAGAUUAAAAUUGGGGACUACUAUAUACGGCUCAUACUGGAGAAGGAUGAUUGGCCGCAAAAUCUGGUCAAGGAUCCGAUCGAGCUAUUUAAUGCUCUAUAUCGACGUGUGCUGUGCCGACAGCGCGUCAAUGAUGAUCAGAUGACGGUAUUUUCACUGCAGGCACUGGCCAAGGUGUAUAGACGGUAUCACCAGGAGAUUGGCAAGUUUAGCGACAUGUCCUACAUUCUGCAGCUGAGCGAUCGCUGCCUGUCUCCGUCCAUGCGAGAUGCCUUAAUCAAUCUGAUAUCGUGUCUGGUGCUGGAAAAGUCCAACUGUCGCGCUCUGUGCGAUCAUGUGCAGUGCCUGGUUGACCUGAUCACACUGGCGCACUUGCACAAGGGUCGCGCACAGCUGAACACCAAAACGAAUGUGAUCGAGGCGGGUCCCAAUAUGGCUGCCUACGAGGAAAAGGACUGGUACUACAACAUCGAGAAGGAUGGCCAAAAAGCGGAACGGCAGGGACCCAUUACCUACUCGGAGCUGAAGGAGCUCUGGCAGAAGGGCCAGAUCACGCCGAAGACUCGCUGCUGGGCCAUUGGCAUGGAUGGCUGGCGCUCGUUGCAGCAGAUACCCCAACUGAAGUGGUGUCUUAUUGCCAAGGGCACACCGCUCUACGACGAAACGGAGCUGUCAUCAAAGAUCCUCGAUAUCCUGAUCAAGUGCACCAGCUUCUUUCCCAGCCGCACACAGAAUGGUGUGGCCGUGCUCAUUCCAGGACCCAAGUUGUCGCGCAAACUCUCUGAAUUCAUUUGCCUGCCGCACGUGGUGCAGGUGUGCCUCACCCACGAUCCGGGCCUGCUGGAGCGUGUGGCCACGCUGCUCUGCCAGAUCAUGGAGGACAAUCCCGAAAUGCCCAAGGUCUAUAUGACCGGCGUCUUCUAUUUUAUGCUUAUGUACACGGGCAGCAACAUUCUGCCCAUCACACGAUUCCUUAAAAUGACGCACAUGAAGCAGGGCUUCCGCAGCGAAGAGACUUCCCAGUCGGGCAUUAUGCAUCGGAGUAUUUUGGGCCAGCUGCUGCCAGAGGCGAUGGUGUGUUUCCUGGAGAAUUACAGUGCCGAAAAGUUUGCCGAAAUCUUUCUGGGGGAAUUCGAUACGCCCGAGGUAAUUUGGAGCUCGGAGAUGCGUCGCUUGCUCAUCGAGAAGAUUGCCGCGCACAUAGCGGACUUUACGCCGCGCCUGCGUGGUCACACGAUGGCCAGAUACCCUUACCUGGCCAUACCCGUCAUCAGCUAUCCGCAGCUGGAGAACGAGCUCUUCUGCCACAUUUACUAUCUGCGGCAUUUGUGCGACACGCAAAAGUUUCCCAAUUGGCCGAUCUCGGAUCCUGUGCAGCUGUUGAAGCAUACGCUUGACGCCUGGCGGAAGGAGGUGGAGAAGAAGCCGCCACAGAUGACCAUACAGCAGGCGUACCAGGAUCUGGGCAUUGAUCUGGCCAAAACGCCCAAACCGGAUGAGUCCAUGAUACGCAAGAGCUACUACAAACUGGCGCAGAUGUAUCAUCCCGAUAAGAAUCCGAAUGGUCGCGAGAUCUUCGAGAAGGUUAAUCAGGCCUAUGAAUUCCUGUGCUCGCGCUCCGUCUGGAGCUCCGGCGGUCCGGAUCCCAACAAUAUUGUGCUCAUACUGCGCACUCAGAGUAUUCUCUUCGAGCGCUAUCCGGAUGUGCUGCGUCCAUAUAAAUAUGCGGGUUAUCCGCAGCUAAUCAAGACGAUUCGGUUGGAAACACGCGACGAAGAGCUGUUCUGCAAGGAGGCCCAACUGCUGACCGCUGCCUCGGAACUGUGCUAUCACACGGUCCACUGCUCGGCCCUGAAUGCCGAGGAGUUGCGUCGCGAGGAGGGCAUCGAGGCGCUGCUGGAAGCCUAUUCACGGUGCGUUUCCAUACUGGGAGUCGACUCCAAGCCGGAUUCGCUGCACUACCAAGUUAUCUCAAAUGUGACACGCUGCUUUGAGGUCGCCUGCAACUUUGAGAAGUGCAAGCAGAAGAUCAUCCAGCUACCGCAGCUGCUCUCGGAUGUGUGUCGCGUCGUCUACUUCAAGCACACGCUUUCGGUUAGCCUGGUGACCAGUCUGGCGGCCAACAACUAUGAUCUGCAGUGCAAUCUAUCCCGUAAUGGUGUUCUCUGGUCGCUGCUGCUCUUCAUCUUUGAGUAUGACUACACGCUGGAUGAGAGCGGCGUGGAGGUUAGCGACAAGUCCAACCAGCAGCAGCUGGCUAACAAUUUGGCCAAAAUGGCCGUACUUGGCUGCAUCGCUCUCGCCGGCUACGGCAUGGAGUUGCGUAACAAACCGAUUACGGGCAGCGAAUCCAAUUCGCCAUCAGCAGGAGCUAAGCCGGCGCCAGCUAUCAAACCCAAGCCGUCAUCGACAAUCAAUUCGUCGUACAUGCAAAAUGCGCACAAUCCGCUGCAGAGCAAACAGCUGGCAAUUGGCACCGGCAAAGAGUCGGAGAAGGAAACGGCUGUUGUGCUCACCAAGCAGGACUCGAGCGUUAGCAGCGAUACCUCCAGCUCCACGCCUACAGACAGCGACCAGCAGCAGCCACGCCAGAGCGCCAUUCAGCAAAAGUAUCUGGUGACGGGUGAGCCGAACAAUACGCUGAUCAAGCAGGUCUUGGAUCGCCUGCUCACACGCUACAUUGCCAACCAGUUGGCCACGGCACCGGACAGCGAGGUGCUCAAGCUGCUGACGGCCAACACUCGCAAUCCCUACCUGAUUUGGGACAAUGGGACGCGGGCCCAACUCAAGGAUUUCCUUGAGCAGCAGCGCACUGCAUCCGCCAAGGAAACACACGAGGAUAUUGCCCAGGUCUACGAACUGGUGAACAGCUUCGAAUUCGAUGCCCACAAGGAUGAAUUGCAAAUUGGUGGAAUAUUCAUACGUAUCUACAACGACAUGCCCACGCAUCCCAUUGCCCAGCCCAAGCAGUUCAUCAUGGAUCUGUUGGAUUACUUAAAGCAUGCCUAUAAGUUUCUGCACCACAAACAGGCCAAGCACUCACCGGCAGCUGCUGCGCCACCCGCAGCAACGCCUAAAAUGGGCAGCGAUGGCAUACUGACGCCCACGCUAGCGCCCAAUCAUCCACAGCUGCAUCAGCAGCAACAGCAGGACAUCAAAACUGGCGGCACUUUCGACGAGGUGCUGAAUGCCUACAAUCGUUCCAAGAGCCGCAAAAAGCUAGAAACGGAUGCACAGGCGGAGCAGCAGCUAUCACUGCAGCAAGCAAAAUACGACUAUGCCAGCGAUGCUCAGCUGGAGCUGCACAUCACAAUGGUGCUGCGUGCACUGAUUGCGGUAAUCAAAACCAAUGCCGAGGUGGAGAUCCAAUGCAUUGGCAGUUUCGAUAUGAUAUUCGGCUUUCUGGCCAACAACAUAUUCGCUGAUAAUUCCAGCGUUAAAGCUGUGGCGCUGGAGGUGGUCGCUUUGGUGUCGCGCAACAAGGAGUGCGUCUCGGAGGUGGCUGCCUGUGAGAUUCUUGGCAAUUAUUUGGUCGCACUUAAGGAUCCCGAGCUGCGUGCCAGCCAGGUGAAGGUGCUGGAGACGCUCUCCGGCCUUAUGAACGUCCAGGAGAUGAUCAAGGAGGCGCAAGCCAAGGGUGCUGCUAUCUAUCUUCUAGACAUGUUCUGCAAUUCACGCAAUCCGCAAAUACGUGAAAUGUGCGCCGAAAUACUGGCCAAAAUGACGGCAGAUCGUCUAAGUGGGCCCAAGGUACGCAUCACCAUAUCGAAGUUUCUGCCUGCGCUCUUCAUAGAUGCCAUGAUCGAGUCGCCGGCAACGUCUGUGCAACUUUUUGAGUCCAUACACGAGCACCCGGAACUGAUCUGGAACGACAAUACACGCUCGAAUGUGUGCGAUGCGGUUGCGGAGACGUGCAACCGAUUCUAUCAGCAGCAAAAGUCAAAUAACCGACAUCUGUGGAAGGAUCCCGAAAUGCUUAAGGAUAUUGUGUCUAAUGAGAUUGUUGUCGCAGGCGUCUAUUUAAGACUCUUUGUUAGCAAUCCUGCCUGGACGCUGCGCAAGCCCAAACAGUUUCUCUCCGAUCUCUUGGACUUUGUGGUCGAGCAAAUUAGCAAGAGCUCCACUGAGCAGGACGUGCUGGACUUGUCCACAACAGCGCUAGUGGAGCUGCUGCGCUCCCAGCCUAACCUCGCCGACGAUAUACCCGUACUGGGUCACAUACCCAAACUGUUCAAUUUGCUAUCGGUGCAACCAAAGAACACGCUAUCAGUAUUACACCAGCUGUCGCUCUCUGAGUUCUGUGUGAGCGCCAUCUCGCAAACGGAAUGCGUUGCGCCGCUGAAGAAAUGCAUGGAACAAAAUCGGGAUUGCAUUGAGAAGGCAUGCGAGGCACUGAGUCGCCUCUUCAAGCAUCAACAUGACUCGCUGAUCAGUCAAUCGCUGGAGGUGGGGCUUAUACCGUUUCUGCUGGGUCUGCUGGACAGUCGCUUGGAAUUCGUGGACAAUGCGUCCGCAGUUAAAGCACAAAUCGUCGCUGCGCUCAAGGGCAUGACACACAAUCUCAAUUAUGGGGAUCGUGUCACACAAAUAUUGCUCAAGCAUCCCAUCUGGGCCGAGUUCAAGGAUCAGCGUCAUGACUUAUUCAUAACAGACACAAACAUACGUGGCUACUUGACUGGCAUUAAUCCGACGGCGGGCUACCUCACCGCAGGACCAGCGCAAAGCGUUGAAGUGCUUACCUCACCACCGCCCAUGGAUCGCGAUGAUCCUUCUGCACGUCAACCUAUUGAUUAGCGGCUCCUCAUUUGCCACAGCCAUCCAAAAGCUAAGCAUAACUUAUGAUUUGCCUUGCUCUACACAAAAACACACACCCUCUAGCUAAACGGCGCCUUCGAUUGCCACGCAAGCUUUUAUAUGGACGUGUCCUGAUUUCCUUUAUUGUAUUAAAAGUUUUGCAUCAUUUUAAACAUACACUGCUUUGUUAAACAAAAAAAAAAAAGAAAGAAAAGAGAAGGAAUGGAGGAGGCGUGACUGUCACCAAACAAACAUAUUAACAAUCUGUAACAAAGUCUACGAAACGUUUAAUUUUUUAUAUUUAUAUAAAUUGUAUAAAUAGUUAAUAGUGAAUACACACACACACACACACACGUACAUACAUAUAUACACAUUAAUUAAAGCAUGCAUAAAGUGAUUAUACAUAUGUAUUAUGAAUUAAAACAGACUCAUUAAAAAUGAA